AAGAAGCAGAACGAAGAAUAAGAAAAAUACAACACAAUACAACAAAGCACACAUAACUUUGCAAAUUUCAUUCAAAGCUGCUUUCAGAAAAGAAAAUCAAUUUGAAUUGUAAACUUUUAAAUUGAGAGCAUCCAAAAUAUUGUGAAACUCUUAACGAGCGUAAUUUCCACUUGAUUAAGCCGACGGAAAAUUAAGAGAGACCAACGAAAGCUGUGGAAGAUCCAAAACAAUAAUUGAAAGUUGUUUUUUUUUUCGUUUGCCGCUCUGCUUAAAGAGUAAAUUAUGUCGCCACCUCGACACAGUGGAUUCGGUGGCGGUGGUGGAGGCGGUGGACGUUCUGGCUUUGGCGGUUUCGGUGGUUUUGGAAGCGGCAGCGGUGGAGUACGUUCUGGACGCGUUGAGAGCCGUCCGCGUCGCACUGGCGGCUUAAACCGCGGAGCUGGCGCUGUAAACGAUGACUUUGGCAGCUUGCAUAGUGUCAACUGGUCGGAUAUGCGACUGCAGCCAUUUCAGAAGAACUUCUAUCAAGAGCAUCCAAAGACUCGCAAUCGUCCGCCACAGGAAGUGGAACGCUAUCGUGCACAGCAUCAGAUCACCAUACGUGGUCCCGCUCCAAAUCCCAUACAGUAUUUUGAAGAGGCAUGCUUUCCGGACUAUUGUAUGAAUGAAAUUCAACGACAGCGAUAUACGGAACCCACACCAAUUCAAUCCCAAUCCUGGCCCAUUGUUAUGUCGGGCAACAAUCUUGUGGGCAUUGCCAAAACGGGUUCGGGCAAGACGCUCGCCUUCAUACUGCCCGCCAUCGUUCACAUCAAUGGUCAGGAGCCAUUGAAGCGUGGCGAUGGACCCAUUGCUCUGGUCCUUGCACCCACACGCGAGUUGGCCCAACAGAUUCAAUCGGUGGCCAUUGAUUUUGGCUCGAAUGCCUAUGUGCGUAAUACAUGUAUCUUUGGCGGUGCACCACGUUCCAAGCAGGCCAACGAUUUGGAACGUGGUGUGGAGAUUGUUAUUGCUACACCUGGAAGAUUGCUUGAUUUUCUUCAGGGUGGCGUCACAAAUCUACGACGCUGCACUUACCUGGUGCUCGACGAGGCUGAUCGCAUGUUGGACAUGGGCUUUGAGCCGCAGAUACGCAAAAUCCUUGGCCAAAUUCGACCUGAUCGUCAGAUACUCAUGUGGAGUGCCACUUGGCCAAAGGAAGUGCGUCAACUGGCCGAAGAUUUUCUGGGCAAUUACAUACAGAUCAACAUUGGCUCUUUGGAACUGUCAGCCAACCACAAUAUACGACAAUAUGUGGAAGUUUGCUCGGAGCAUGAGAAGGGUGCCAAAUUGAAGGAUCUGCUGUCACAUAUAUAUGAUCAGGCGAGUGCGCCGGGCAAGAUUAUCAUAUUUGUGGCUACCAAAAAGAAGGUGGACGAAUUGGCGCGUUUCAUAAACGCUUUCGGCGUUGGCGUCGGCUCCAUUCACGGCGACAAAUCCCAAAUGGAUCGCGACCAUGUGCUCAAUGAUUUUCGCAGCGGACGCGCCAACAUUUUGGUGGCCACGGAUGUGGCAGCUCGUGGCCUGGACGUUGAUGGCAUUAAAUAUGUGAUUAACUUUGAUUUUCCACAAUCCUCGGAGGAUUACAUUCAUCGCAUUGGACGCACUGGACGCAAGCAUACGACAGGAACCUCAUAUGCAUUCUUUACACGAAAAAAUGCCAAAUGCGCCCGGGCUCUGAUUGAGAUACUGCGCGAGGCCAAUCAGAAUGUCAAUCCGGAAUUGGAGCACAUAGCACGCGAAUCCGGCGGCGGUGGUGGCGGCAACAGCGGACGCAGUCGUGGAGGACGCGGUACUGGCCGACAUAAUAGCGGAGGCGGUGGAGGAGGAGGACGAGGUGGAGGUGGAGGCGGCGGUGGAACUGGAGGUGGUGGUUACAAUAGCAUGAAUGGUGGCAGUAGCUCAUCCGGCAGAUUCAAUACGUUCAAUAAUAUUUCCAACGAUGGUCACUCAUCAACGUUCACUAAUGGCAGAAGAUACGAACCCAGACCGAUGAACAGAGGAUUCGGCGGAGGAUCCUUCGCUGGCAAUAAUUCAGUCUCGAAUAGAAUUUAUUAAUUAAUU
This is a messenger RNA of Drosophila innubila, 2103 nucleotides long. RefSeq names its product ATP-dependent RNA helicase p62-like. Gene Ontology annotation, molecular function: RNA binding; ATP binding; RNA helicase activity. The record is from RefSeq and is a predicted model, not a curated record. Gene Ontology annotation, cellular component: nucleus; cytoplasm; ribonucleoprotein complex. The transcript is spliced from 5 exons. Lineage: Eukaryota; Metazoa; Arthropoda; Insecta; Diptera; Drosophilidae. The coding region runs from base 283 to 2097 and encodes 604 amino acids.